AUGGCGACGAGGAAUCGAACGACGGUGUACAGGAAACACAGGGAUGCGUGCAAGAGCGCUCGUGCUCCUUUAUCUGAUUCUUUCGGUGGUCCGGUGAUCGAAAUGGUUAGCGGUUCGUUUACUCGGUCCAAUCACGCCUCUUAUGCUCCUUUGAAUUCCAAUGAUCCUGGUCCCUCGAGUAAUGAUGCAUUCACAAUUGGUCUACCACCAGCUUGGGUAGAUGAUUCUGAGGAGAUAACUUAUAAUAUACAGAAAGUGCGAGAUAAAAUGAGUGAAUUAGCAAAGGCUCAUUCGAAGGCUUUAAUGCCUACAUUUGGAGAUAACAAAGGGAAUCAACGUGUAGUUGAGAUGCUUACUCAUGAAAUCACGGAUUUGUUGAGGAAGUCAGAGAAGAGAUUGCAGAAGUUAUCUUCUACUAGAGGGCUUUCAGAAGAAUCAAAUCUCAGGAAAAAUGUGCAGCGUUCUCUUGCAACAGAUCUUCAGGACCUCUCCAUGGAGCUACGGAGAAAACAAUCUACUUAUUUGAAACGUCGUCAGCAUCAGAAAGAGGGUCAGGAUGAAGUAGAUUUGGAGUUUAACCUGAAUGGAAAGACGUCGCGACUGGAUGAAGAAGAUGAACUUGGUAGGAUGGGUUUCCAUGAACACCAGACGAUCAAGUUGAAGAAAGGGCAACAUGUCUCAGAGGAAAGGGAAAGAGAGAUACAGCAGGUAUUAGGGUCUGUGAAUGACCUUGCACAGAUAAUGAAGGACAUAUCAGCUCUUGUGAUUGACCAGGGCACAAUAGUUGAUCGGAUAGACUACAAUAUCCAAAACGUUUCUACAUCCGUCGAGGAAGGCUAUAAACAACUACAAAAGGCGGAGAGAACACAAAGAGAAGGAGCAAUGGUGAAAUGUGCGACGAUACUCCUUAUACUUUGCUUCAUAAUGAUUGUCCUUUUAGUCCUCAAGAAUCUAUUGUUUUAG
Messenger RNA from Arabis nemorensis, 963 nucleotides. Lineage: Eukaryota; Viridiplantae; Streptophyta; Magnoliopsida; Brassicales; Brassicaceae. The record is from the annotation of a GenBank genome assembly.